Amoebophrya sp. A120 is the source of this 3177-nucleotide messenger RNA. The record is from the annotation of a GenBank genome assembly. Lineage: Eukaryota; Dinophyceae; Syndiniales; Amoebophryaceae.
AUGGGAAGAGGAAAGGAUAAGAAUAAAGGCGGCGGCAAGGAGAAAGGGUUUGCUCAAGAUCAAACAGGCUAUGCGCCCGGAAUGCAGGGAGCGGUCCGGACUGGUCCUAUUACACAGGGCCAACAGAUUGACGCGGCGGACAUUGAGGAACGUAAUUAUCUGAACCAGGGAGACUACGACCAGGUCCGCGCGUACGGAAACCGUGCUGGUCCGGCGGAUUCGUACGGGGGGCAAGGGUAUUAUCAUUGAAAGUGGUUCUUUUGAUUUCGGUGACAGUGCCAUUUGUUUUUCUUUUUCCAGACCUAAAAAAGCCUGUGUGAUUGCUGUAAAUAAUCGUGAUGACGGGAUGACUAUAUGAAAAGAGAUUCUUGUACUUGUUUUCCAAUCUCGAACUCGACGAUAUGAUAUCGAUGUUUUUAUUCGAACGACCUGCUACUCAGGUACGCCAGUACUCCGGAAACGAACAGCGCGCAGCAAGGCCAGGACGGGCAGCUGCGCGGCUACGGUGCUGCUGCGUCGCGCGGUGCAAACACCCAGUUUAAUCCGGAUGAAUUAAUGGGUCGCCCCACCGGAAUGUCGCAGAGCGAGUACCAUGCCGGCGGAGCGGGGCAGCAGUUUGCGAACUACGGUGGAACAAACCAGGGGACCGACCCAGACGCCGAAACAACCGAGUUUGCAGCCGAUGAUUCCUCUCCGGAUGGCGGCUUCAAAUUCAGUAUGCGCACUUGACCUACUUUCUGUUGAUAGUAGAUACGUUUCAUUUUUGUAACUUGAUACUCGAUGUUUCUAAUUCGCGUUCUGUGCUUUGUAAACGACACGCAAAUGUUGAACUUUGAACGAGCGAGCAUCAAAUCAAUCUAUCUGAUCUAAAACAAUGAUCUCAAAACGAUAUGCAGGUGUCCGCGGAAUGUUCUCGAGUGUUUCGAAUGGUGUUUCCACUGCGGUCUCGACUGUUACGCAGGGAGUAUCAAACGGCGUAUCCACUCUAUCGACCGGCGUCUCGACCCGGGUGCAAACCGUCCGCGAUUCCAUGCCCGGAAUGCCCGAUACCACGGGGGUACUACUAGACGCUCUUUGGCUUUGCUUUUUUGGUUCAUCAAAAUCUGAAAAAAACUGCACUCGACCAUGCUGGUCCGGUUUCCAGCGAGAUUGUUUUUAAUCUGUCACGGUGCAUUUCGAUGUGUGAAAGGUCCAUUUCGAUGUGUGAAGCAGCACUUACACACUGAAAGCCGCAUCUUUUUCUUUGCAAGUUGUGCGAACAUUCAAGGUCUUUGGUUUCGGCGAUGGUGAGGGGACGAAACUCUCCGCGGUGGGCGACAAGCUGCAUUCCAUGACUCUGGGCCCGCUUGGCAACCUGGCGGAAAGCACGGGGAAAUCCAUAAAGCGUGGAGCCACCUCCAUUGUCGACACCUCGGCGGGCCUGUACGAAACUUCUCGUCAAAGCGUCACGUUUUACUCUUACCAGACCUACGCCUACACCACGUACCUGUACCACAUCAGCGUGUUCCUUACUUUUCUCACGUUGUUGGUGGAUUUGUUUGCAGUGGGAAGCCUGUGCACCAUCGGACUCGAAGCAGCUGACUGCUCGUCGAAAAUCGCCAUCGCGCUCGGGCUCGUCUUGCCUGGAGUUCUUUUCGACUUGGUGAACGUGUUCUGGAUUCGGGGGUACCUGCAAGCGUACCACGAAGCCGCAAAAGACGAUUACUCGGAGCAUGUGGUACGUUUUUGUAAUGAAACAAAUAUAGAUGACCCUGAAGAUGCUUCUGGCUGAGUUCUCCUCUCUACAAAGGGUAUGCGUAUGGGCAGCAUGUGAACGUGAUGCGCUGCUUUUCGGGCAGCGUAAACAAAUGCUUUCGUUGAGAUAAAUUUGUCGAACUAAAAUUAAUCCGGAAUAAUAAUCGCACCUUCGCCGCGCUCCGCAUCAGGUUCCAGCAAUCUUUUUUGUGCGUACGGUCGAAUUCUGGUUGGGGUUGUUUCAAGCCACCUUCGCAGUUGCUUCCUCAGUUACGUUUUACUACGUGAGCGGUUCAUCAUGUGCACAGGUAAGCAGGGAAACCUUAACUACGAGCAGCUAUGGAAGCAUGAAUUCAUUGUGGCGAAAAGUUCUUUUUCAGGGAUGUUUUCUUUAAUUCAUUCUUGGUAUUUCCAUUUCGUAAAUGGAGGAAACAUGAUGACGCAUUCGUACGUAUAAAACCAACGUGCGAAAAAAAUUAUUGACGACUUCCCUCAAUACAACAGAGCCGCGUCGUUAUUUCCAGCCUCCUGUUGGCUGCGACAUCCGGUCUUGCCAUCGUGUUUGAUCUGUGCGCGCUCGUCUGCAGAUACACAUUCCGCUUUGUGUCUCGUGGAAAUUCAUGGGAUCCAGAACACGCCUGGUUUCAGUACCUCGAUUACGUUCUGAUGAGAUGCGCCAUUCCUGUGAUCGCUUGCCUGGCACUUAUCAUCACUGGAGGAGCGGGAGCUAAGUGCGAAAAUGCCACUGCGGCGUAUACGAUGGCCGGCCUCUUGGGUGCCGCAAUGUUUGCCGACACGUGUCUGGUACUACAUCUUUCUCGUAUAGGAAGGUAGUUUUUACGUCAAUCUCAAUUUCUCGUUGCUUGAUAUUGAUUCUAGUCGGCGAAGGCACAAAAAAAGAGGAUGAAAAACAAUUUUGAAUUUCUCUUCUAUGCAUCUACAGGUUUGCUUCACUGACGAGUUUGACGAUUGGGCGUGCCGAACCUUUCGCCAAGGUACUUAGACAACUGGCUCGUGUUUUACUUACAUGAUUAUAUUGGGUUCGUAUUGAAUGAAAUUCGUCCUCCUGUUGUUGUUUUGUCGCAUGAGCAUGACGCAUAAUCACAUCGCCCACACCUGGUUUGAUGGGUUUUCAUCGUUUAUUUCGAAUUAUUGGAGCAGCUACGUGUUAUUAAAGUGCGCCAUCCUACUUGGGCCUCUGUAUCCCUAUCAGGUACACCCAGCAUUCCCGGCGCAGUUUGCGCUAGCAUGUUCUGCAUCACCGCCUGGAUUGCCGCGGUUGGAAUGAACCUGUUCACCUGUCUAAACGCUCUGUUUGUGACAGAAAUGACGAUCUUGGGGCUGAUGACGAUUGGUGCGGCUAUCGCGGUGUUCAAAGCGGCUACAUUCAGCGGAAAUGGACCUGCGACGAGGGAUGAGACCACGCCGCUGGUUGGCCCGUAA